ACUACAUUUCCCACACUGCAUUGCUGCGCAGCCGCUACUUGUCACUGCUGUCGCUCUCUGCCUGUGAGUGCCCGCGGUGAAUUGCUCCAGCAUCCCUGCGCAGGCAGUGGGGCAAAUGUAGAUGUUAAAAAAAAAUCAUUUGAAAAUAUGUAAUCGUGGGAUAAGUUCUCGGCGUCGGCAGCUUGCGAUGAGGGACGGAGAACAUGGCAGACUGGAUUUUGUGUUGCGCCUCUGUGGAGCACGGACCGUUAUAUUGAGAGAAAUAAUGCGGAAUAUUUCCCCCUGUAGGUGUUAACGCAGAAAAUACAAGAUGAAGAAGCAAUUCAAUCGGAUGCGACAGCUCGCCAACCAAACGGUGGGAAGGGCGGAAAAAACAGAGGUGUUAAGCGAGGACCUUCUACAGGUGGAGAAGCGUCUGGAUCUGGUCAAGCAGGUGACACACAGCACUCACAAGAAGCUGACUGCCUGCCUGCAGGGUCAGCAGGGGACUGAUAUGGAGAAGAGAUCCGUCAAGUCACCUUCUAAAAAACUACCGCUUACGAUCCUGGCACAAUGUAUGGUGGAAGGGGCGGCAGUGUUGGGGGAUGACUCUCUCCUGGGGAAGAUGCUGAAGAUGUGCGGGGAGACAGAAGAGAAGUUGGCCCAGGAGCUCAUCCAGUUUGAGUUCCAGAUCGAGAGAGAUGUGGUGGAGCCUCUCUAUGUGCUCGCUGAGGUGGACAUUCCCAACAUCCAGAAACAGAGGAAGCACUUAGCUAAACUUGUCUUGGACAUGGACUCCGCUCGGACAAGAUAUCAGCAGUCGUCCAAGUCGUCCAGUCACCCGAGCACACUGCAGCCUGGCGCCAAGUCCGAGUCCCUCAGAGAGGAGAUGGAGGAGGCAGCCAAUCGAAUGGAGAUUUGUAGGGACCAGUUGUCAGCAGAUAUGUACAGUUUUGUGGCCAAAGAAAUAGACUAUGCAAAUUACUUUCAGACACUAAUAGAAACACAGGCAGAAUAUCACAGGAAGUCAUUAGAGAUUCUUCACAGUAUCCUGCCCCAGAUUAAAGCUCACCAAGAGGCGUGGGUGGAGAAGCCGUCAUUUGGCAAGUCUCUGGAGGAACACCUGAAUAUUAGUGGGAGAGAGAUUGCCUUCCCCAUCGAAGCUUGUGUCACCAUGCUGUUAGAAUGUGGCAUGCAAGAGGAGGGCCUCUUCAGAGUGGCUCCAUCAGCCUCCAAGCUGAAGAAGCUGAAAGCAUCCCUGGACUGUGGAGUUCUGGAUGUGCAGGAGUACUCCUCCGACCCACACGCCAUCGCAGGGGCUCUGAAAUCAUACCUCCGUGAGCUCCCUGAGCCACUGAUGACCACUGAACUUUAUGAUGAAUGGAUUCAGGCCUCCAACAUUCAAGAUAUGGACAAGAGACUACAAGCAUUAAUGGCAGCGUGUGAAAAACUCCCCACAGACAACUUGAACAAUUUCAGAUAUCUAAUCAAAUUUUUAGCCAAGCUAAGUGACUACCAAGACGCAAACAAGAUGACUCCCGGUAACAUGGCGAUUGUUCUCGGCCCUAACUUGCUUUGGACACACACUGAACCAAACAUGACAGAGAUGAUGACCACCUUGUCCCUACAGAUUGUUGGCAUCAUUGAGCCCAUCAUCCAGCAUGCUGACUGGUUCUUCCCUGGAGAGAUUGAAUUCAACCUGACAGGCAGCUACGGCAGCCCGAUCCACACCAACCACAACUCCAACUACAGCUCCAUGCCCUCACCAGACAUGGACCAAUCUGAUCGCAAGCAGCAGCACGACCAGAGUCGACGCCCACUGAGCGUCGCCACGGACAACAUGAUGCUGGAGUUUUACAAGAAGGAUGGCAUUAGGAAGAUACAAAGUAUGGGAGUCCGAGUUAUGGAUACCUCCUGGGUGUCUCGUAAGGGUUCAGCCACGCUGGCGCGCAAGGCCUCCUCCACCCCUCCAGGCAUGCAAGGCCCCGGUUCUCCCGCUGACACUCUCAUCCCCGAGCAGCCCGGAGAGCUCGUCACCUCCCCGUCCGCGACACCACCACCUGGAGAGCGGGUCUGCUCAGACAACGUGUCGCCAAAUCGGCCGGACACCUCUCAUGCCCACCCACCCCCAGGGGAGGACCGGCCACCCCCCCCUUACCCCAUCUCCUCGUGCCACACUGCCCCCCACCACUUCUACCCCAAACCCCCACCCUGCGCUCGCCCCGUGGCACCGGGUCCAGAGUCCCAGCCCCCCGCCUCUCCCCCGCCCCCACUGCGCUGGUCUGGCUUCACACCCCCAGCCCCGCCCCCUUCCUCCUCUUCCUCCUCCUCCUCCUCGUCACUUGACAUCAAUUCGAACCCCAAACCCAGCUGUCUGCAUUUCCCCAAGCACAGCCCGCCUGGUGACAUGUCGCAUGCCCCCCCACCAGACACUAACGCCUCACCACUCUACAUCAAAACCCCCUUGGUACUAACCCGCCACGACCAGUCCCUUGGCAACCCCCCUAGCCUCCCUUCGUCCGCGCCCCCGCCCCCGCCGUGGGCUGCCUGUCCAUGUGCCCGAGAGAGAGGACCCCCCAGGCUGACUAGUUCAUUGAAGAGUAAAGAGCUCUCCCCUGUAAUUGGGCACAAAGCCAUCCAGGUGGCAGGUCCAACAGUCCCCCCCAGCUGUAGUCCUCAGAGCAGUAGCCAGUCCCCCCACUCCACAGAGCACAGUCCACACACCCUGCGCAAAGGUUCCAAGAAGCUGGCCCCUGUGCCUCCCAAGGUUCCUUACAGCCAGUCUUGCGGGAUGUCCGAUCAGUCCACAGGUCAGCCGUCACCGGUCAGCCUGUCACCCACACCUCCUAGUACCCCUUCCCCUUAUGGACUGGCCUGCCCUCCAGGGCAAGUGCCCCCAUCCUCCCCUGGGCAGACCCCAUUAGGGGCGCCCCACUCGCUUUCGUCCCCACCAUCCCUGACCGGAACGCUCACCAAGUCGCGGCCCGCCCCUAAGCCCAGGCAGAGACCCAGUCUGCCCCCUCCUCAGCCGCCCACAGCCCCCCCGGGGUUCACUGGCCCGGCCAUGGCCCCAGUUCCCCAGCCCCUGGAGCAGGGCCUCCUGGAUGGACUGUCUCCCGGGGAGAGCAUGUCUACAGAUAUCUUCAAUUAUGAAAUCCCCUCCAUCAAUGUCAAUCUGGACAGCCUCAUCGAUGAGUUCAGCGGUGCCCCUUGCAGGAGGUCCGUGGCAGUGACAGACUCUCCAGAGGGGGAUGCUGUGCCUGAGGAGGAGCCACAGAGCACCACUCUAUGACCUAUGACCCUAAGGCAUCACAGCUUACCAGCACCCCUGUGGCUGAUACAUACUCUUAACUGUCGCCACCAAGGCCUGACGGAAACACCAAUUGGCCUCACCAAUGCCCACCUGAAACCAGAACUCGAACACAUCUGCUACAGGCUGCAAAGAAACUCAUCUCUUACAAUUGCUCGCUAGUACAUAAAUGUGACUAUAAAAAAAUACAAAGAAGAAAAAAAAACCACCAAAAUGCCAUAGUGAAGGAACAGUUGCCUUUAGGAGGAAAGACUGGAAUAUAGUUGAGUAUUGCAUUAAAAGAUUUUUUAUUGUUUGUUUUUAUUUGCUUUGCUUUGUUCAUCUUUGUUGUUUGAUGCAGUGGUCUGUAUUUCUGUGAGUUUUUCGAUUUCUUUUUUUUUGCCUUAUUAGAACAUGCAAUCAAAUUGCAAUAUGAUAUUCACAAGUUGUACAACUUUUUUGGUAAGGGAAACUCAGAGCCUGACAUGGUUAGGAGCAAAGCCCAUCCUCAGGGUGAAACAGAGAGACAGAGAGUAGUCUUGGUGUAUUACUCACAGGGUAUUCAAGCUUUGUGCACAUUAGGAAACAUGCUGAGCCGUAGAGACAGGUUUUUGCAUGCGGGAUGAACCAUUUAAUGCAGUUUACUUCUUAAUCGUCACACCCAGUCUUUACUUCCCCCUCUUCUCACACAUAUUACAACUGUAGUUCUUUAUCUGGCAUUUACCUUCAUAAAGGUAAGCUCACUUUAACUCACUUUAUACCAGCACAGUAGGAGAAGAAUGUUACUGUAAAUUACUUUGUUUUGUUCUCUUGACGAAAGCACCACAACGUGUUUGCAUGACAAGCCAAUAUGAACGAAUUGCUUUGGAUCAAGGGCCUCAGAGUGGCAGUGUUUUAUUUCGUGUGAGUGUUUCUGUUGUUGUUGUUGUCCUUGGAGAGUAAAUUUAGACCGCCCGUGUGCUGUUAACGGUUUGAUGAUAAUGGAUGGAUGACUACACUGCCUUUAGGUUCGUAUGAUUCUCUCUCUUAACCUUGUUUCAAGUGCUUCAGGUUCAGUGACCUUUGACCCCUAGUGUAAAUACAAAGACUGUACAUAAAUUGAUGUAUAUAAAAUCUGAGAGGAAAAGUAUAUGUAAAAUGCAUAUCUUGAAUAUAUAUAAUAAUAAUAUAUGUGCUGAUAUUUAUCAUGUGUAGAAAAUGUAAUGAUUAAAAAAAAAAUUGCCGUUAUUUUUGUCCCUGCACACAAUGAACAGGUUUACUGUAGAUUCAUAAUGUUUUACUGUAACACCAGGUUAACGAUGAUGCUGCAGCAGAAACGCAGAUUUCUGCUUGAAAUCAAUUGUGGUUUUCUAAUUCUGUCUCCUGAGCUUUGACUUCAAACAUGCCCGAGCACUAAUGAGUUGCACACCGAUGCCCUAUCUUCUCUUCUUCUCCUUUUAAAUCAGUUAUUUAAUAGAUUCCUGUGUAAAUGAUUAGAUUACUUGUAGCCCGCCUGGACCAUUUAAUGAAUUCAUAAUGAGGAUAAAUGUAGUCCUAAGCCUAUAUUAUUGGGCCAACUAAAAAUAUGUGCUCAUUCAAUUAGAAAAGCAGUCAAAUUUGGCACACCUGCUGUAUCACCUCUGAAGUCGAAAAUGACCGUGCCCUUUGUUGUUAUUCUUACCGCAGACAAUUAAUCAGAGGUGUUUCCAGUUCAUCAGAUAACAGAUGCUGCAGUGUCACUUUUUUAAUUCCAUAUAAAAUGUCUUAGGACUAUAAUUUUGUCGAUUAAAGUGCAAUUACAGUGUUUACUGAUCCACCUCAGUCCAAAAACAGUGGUCAAAGUCACCCUCCCCAAACCCACAGAAAACAAGCCAUUAAUUUUAUUGCUAAGCAAUUACUUUCUUUUUAAGUUUGUUUUAUGUGUGAGUUUACUUACUGACAAAAUGAAUUCUAGAUUAACCUUUCUCCAAAAGUGAUCUAUGGUAUGCCUCAGUGUGUGUUCUCAAUGGACUCUGUUUAUGAAGAUUUUGGUGAUGUUGAUAAUUAUAUUGAUAGUUGUGGUGAUUAUAUGACAACAAUUGCAAGUGCCCUCACACUGGUUGUUAUUUUUGGAACUAUAGGCAUAAUUAAUGUGUACUAGAGGUUUUAUUUUCUGUGCUGGAUCCAUACGUUUAUACGAGGAGGCAGGGGUUUCUCUCUCUCUCUGUGCAGAUUGAAUGUGACUCACUCAGAUUCCAAACGGUAGGCUACCUGAUUUUGUAAUAACUAACAGGCAAAUAAGCACUUGUGUUUGGGUGAAGGUUAAUUAGGGCCUGUUGGCAUGUAUUAUUACCAGUACAGGGCAGUAUUACUGUAAUGCUUUCGUGCAUCAUAAGUGGAACUUACAGCCCCCUAAAAGCAUGCAUUCAUAUUCAUUCUAGGUGUGAUUACUAUGCUGCUGAAAAGAAAAGAAAAACAUCUGUACCCUCCCCCGAAACACAAGUCAUAACUUCAUCACAUAUCUGAUUUUACGCCAGUAACUUCACGGUGAUUUUCAAGGGGAUAUUCAUUAAAAGGAAACACCUUUUGCACCAAAUGGUACACUGUUACAUAGUUUUAUCAAGCGUUUUAACUACGAUAGACCUACAUUUCCUAAGUCACCUCACCACCAAGUAUGUCGGUCUAAAGCAAAGCUCAAUUUGUUUACAUUUUGUGGGGGGGAUUUUAAAUGAAAAAAAAAGGUAAAUCUGAAAAAGUGUCAUGCAUGCGCUUAGAUAGUCUUUUGAUAAUCCACGUUUUGUGUCAAUCACUGUCUUUUUAGGGAUUGUAAGAGGGGUAAAAUGUAGAGAUGGACUCUAGAGAAUGUGGAUCACAAACAAUGGUCCUUCAUGGGGUUUUGAGCAAUACGGUAGAGGAGUGGAUGUUGCCUGUGGAUGUACUGCCUCCUUCUGCUUUCACUACUAGUGUACAAACAAAAAAAUCCUGCCGCUUGUCAAGCCCACCAUGCCCACCCCUCCCUCCUCUGCUUAGCAUAUCAAGUGGAACACAGUGUGUACUGUGAAGCCUACCUGCAAUCCUUAUCAGAA
This is a messenger RNA of Epinephelus fuscoguttatus (brown-marbled grouper), 6312 nucleotides long. RefSeq names its product Rho GTPase activating protein 44a (gene arhgap44a). The coding region runs from base 311 to 3271 and encodes 986 amino acids. Gene Ontology annotation, biological process: signal transduction; modification of dendritic spine; regulation of actin cytoskeleton organization. The transcript has 22 exons. NCBI's taxonomy places the organism in Eukaryota, Metazoa, Chordata, Actinopteri, Perciformes, Serranidae. Gene Ontology annotation, cellular component: intracellular anatomical structure; presynaptic active zone; leading edge membrane. The record is from RefSeq and is a predicted model, not a curated record. Gene Ontology annotation, molecular function: protein binding; GTPase activator activity.